This is a messenger RNA of Labrus bergylta (ballan wrasse), 1734 nucleotides long. It is a transcript of the gene gja4, whose product is annotated as gap junction protein alpha 4. Gene Ontology annotation, biological process: cell-cell signaling. Gene Ontology annotation, cellular component: connexin complex. Gene Ontology annotation, molecular function: gap junction channel activity. The record is from RefSeq and is a predicted model, not a curated record. Lineage: Eukaryota; Metazoa; Chordata; Actinopteri; Labriformes; Labridae.
AGGGAGGGACACUACACUACAAGAAGCCAUGGGAAAGUUCUCCCCACUUUUUCCGAUUACAUCGAUUCUUUUUAAAGAAGGCAGACACAAACCGAGUGGAGCGGCAGAGUUUAGCGCUAUAGUACGAGGAGCGCAGGGUGACACUUUAAAAGUACACGGACUGCUGAGGCCGGUAAACCAAUAAGGAGAAGAAGAACGCUUCACGAGAGAGAAAGGAGCAGAGGAUGUCCAGAGCUGACUGGUCCUUCCUGGAGCACCUGCUGGAGGAGGGCCAGGAGUAUUCGACAGGCAUUGGGCGCAUCUGGCUUACCAUUCUCUUCCUGUUUCGCAUGCUCACGUUGGGAGUCGCCGCUGAGUCCGCCUGGGAUGACGAGCAAGCGAAAUUUGUGUGCAACACAGAUCAACCUGGCUGCACUGCUGUGUGCUACGACAGAGCCUUUCCCAUCUCCCACUUCCGCUACUUCGUCCUCCAAGUCAUCUUCGUCUCCACGCCAACAAUAUUCUACUUUGGAUAUGUGGCUAUAAGGGUGGGGAAUAAGCAGAGAAAAGAGGAGGAGAAGCAGGCAGGAGAAGGUAACAGAGGAGGUAUUGUGAUAGAACGGGAGAAUGACAAUGAGGAUGCAGGGGAGAAGGAGAAGAAAGAGGAGGGUCGAGGUGGCAGAAAAUCUCAAAAGACUCCUUUUGAGGUUCCUAAACUGAAAGGAAGGCUACUGUGCGUGUAUGCAUUCAGCAUCUUUUUAAAAGUCCUCCUAGAAAUCGGCUUCAUGGUCGGAUUGUGGAUUCUCUAUAAUGGCUUCUUCAUCGCAGCAAGGUUUGAGUGCAAAGGGUUUCCUUGCCCACAUACGGUGGACUGCUUCGUCUCUCGUCCUACAGAGAAGACCAUCUUCACUAUCUACACUCAGGUGAUCGCCGCCAUCUCCCUGCUGCUCAACCUCGUCGAGCUCCUCCACCUUCUCCAGCUCGCCAUCACGCAACGCUUGGAGAAACGCUGCCGUGCCCAGCAGCACUGUUACUUUCCAAUGUCAGAGCGGGUGAUCACACGAGAGGUGACUCCUGAACUUCCAUCGGAGGCGCCACAGACUUACAGAGCUGGGAGCCACGUUGACCUGCCGAGUCAUAACCCCUGUGAGAGCUACGGGGAUCAGGGGAUCGAGGCGAACUGGGGAGCUGCGCCAGCGGAGAGCGACCUGCUGCCCAGUUAUGUGAACUGCAUGGGGGCUAUGAGGAAGACGCAGUCGCCCAGAGUACAUUAUAAAAAACCGACACAACACACGCCAAAAAACACUAAGGGUGCCCAUAAGGGACGCUCAAAUCAGAAGCAUUAUGUAUGACGGAGUCAAAUAGAGUGGCCUGUUGUUUGUGACUAUGAAAGCUCUAUUUAAUUUUUUUUUUAAUUUUUUUUUUUAUAAAAACUGUCCUGCACACGACACUUGACUAUCAGGAGUGUCUGAGGAAGAAAAAAAAAACAAGUGAUGCACUGUGAUCAAUGUCUCAGAGCGAGGCGGAAAUUUAAGCGGAGAUCACCAGAUAAAUGAAGCUUUUGAAAAAUAUGAAAAUCUUUAAGAACAGUCCCCAUGGCAACACAAUUUAGGCGCCACAGUGAUUACAGUCAUAAGACGUCUCCAUGUAACGUUUAUGGCUGUCGGUGCUGAAAGUAAGAGUGGAAAAAAACACUGACACUUGGGGCGCUGGUGGGGCAGUGGUUAGUGCGCGCGCCACACGUAUGGAGGCUGU